Symbiodinium sp. CCMP2592 is the source of this 2247-nucleotide messenger RNA. The record is from the annotation of a GenBank genome assembly. Lineage: Eukaryota; Dinophyceae; Suessiales; Symbiodiniaceae.
AUGGUCGCAGUUGGGGUUCAAGAUCUCGAUCCGUUCUUGCUGACAAGCAUGCUGAGCUUCGAUUCAUGUGUGAAAGAUUGGGAGAAACACCGGAGCCUUCGAAAACGUGCUCGAAGUCGAAGUGUUCUGCUUGUGGACAGCAAAGGAAGGAGCCACGUCUCGCCUACCCUCUCGAAUAUGAAACUGAAUGCAUCACUGCUUCGUCCCUUCACCCGAAGGAUGGCAGAAUGUGGUAGAAUACGCAAGCCAGUCAAUCUCAUCAAGGAAGUGUGCCGGACCUUUUAUGACUCGGAAGCAGCAUCCGAUGAUGAGAAGAAGGACACUACAGAUGCAAAGUUGAGAAAAGAACGAAAUAUCAACAAGUCGGCCGAAAUUAUCAAGACCAUGCUCACGGCGAUCAAAAGAAAGUGGAGCUUGUGGGAGAUACCACGUGAUGAGGAGCUUCGUGCAAUGGUUUUCGAUCUGGCUGAAGCCGUGUCGAAAGCAUAUUCGGAACUUAGACGCUGCGCAUUAGCAAAGUCGCCGAAGGCCCGCCAGGACACAGGUGACGAGGAGUCGAGCGACGACAUGUUUGACGAUGAGUCACUCAGGUCGUCUUUGCGCAGUGCAUCGCGUGAUUUGGCUUUGUCAACACCCUCGCCUGCAGAAGCCUGCCUGAAAGCCCCUCCUCAAGCUGAGUUGGAGAAGCUGUUGGGGUUUAGCUUGGACCCUGAGAGCUACAAGAAUCUCUUGAAGGCCAAGAAGGAGGUCACAAAGCCUUCGCAUGAGCCCAGUGAGCUGUAUGUGGCUGAGUGGGACGGGGAGAAGCCUGAGAAGCCUGAUGAAAAUCUGGCUUCGGGUGUGGAUGCUCCGAUCCACAGCCAGAUUUUGCAAGAUUCGACUGAGCUGGAGGAUGGCCAUGCUAACAGCCCGGUAAAGCCCCUCGCCUUGUCUCCUGGAAGCCCUGAGUUCAUCAGCUACAAGGCGGCACCACCGCGGUAUGCUUGUGAGAAUGCGAAGCGCCAGCUCCACUUCGACGGCUGUUCUGAAGCCUCCACUGCUAGUGGUAGCAAAGGCCCGGUAUGUUCAUCGCGCACCGACAAUGUGGAAACCCAAGCGUGGGCACCUUCACCGGAGGAUUAUGUGAACUCGUGGCUCGAGCAGCAGAGACUUGAGCACACUGCCAGGGUUGAAGAGGCCCGUGCGGCAAAGGAGAAAGAGGAGCAUGACGCUGCGGCCCAAGGGCUGGAGGAUAGGCUUCGCAGAUCUGAGCAGAUUGCCAGGGCUGCUUCUGCUGAAGUGGUGACUCGAAGGGACCAGCUUGGAUUGACAGCUGCCAAGAAGAGCAAGGAGGACUCCACGGAGCUCAAGGACUCCAAGGCUGGUGAUGGUGCUGACGAGGAAGCGGAGAAGCCCGCCAAAGGCAAAUCCGCUGCGAAGAGCAAAGCAAAGGCCAAAGCCACCCCGAAGUCCAAGGCCAAGGCUGCUGCUGCGCCGUCGAAGGCGACGGGCAAGCGCAAGGCAAGUGCUGAGUGGGAUGGCGGUGUAUGGGACGAGGAAGCUUGGGACGAAACUUGGAAUGGAGACUGGGAGAAUGACUGGGGCAAUGAUGGGCAUUGGGAGAAACCUUCCAAGGCCAAGCCCACGACGGGCAAGUUUUCCAGAUCGAAUUCCAAGGGCCGCUUCAAGAAGCUCAAGGCGAUGAAGAAGAUUAAGAAGAGUGGUUCCAGCGAACUCCCGGAUAAUGCCACGGAGUACUAUGGUGAAGGCUCGAGUCGGGCUGUGACAGGCCCUGAAGCCAGUGCCGCCUUGGAAGCACCGUCGCGGCGUGUGAGAUCCAAGGGAGCUAAGCCGGAAGAGCCGGCGGAGCCUGAGGACCAUGGGCCGGAGGCCGGAGCCGGCGACGGCGACGACGAGGAGGAGGUCCCGACCUUUGCCCGUCGGUACUGCGGGAAACGGCCCUACUACAAGGCGAAGUUCUUUGCCAUCCGUGACGCCUACAAUGACAGGAUCCGAGUCUUUCUGACCAACCAUUCGAAAAUGGAGGAUGCUUUCUGGCGGUAUGUGGCCCAAGAAAUCAAGACCUCGCCGGUGGAGGAUGCAGAUGCCUGGCCUGAGGUGGUGCGGGCUAUGACCUAUGGCUUCUUGAGCGAUGACUCAGUCAGCAAGACAUGGACCUCGGAAGGGGAAGACUUUUUCGUACAGUGCCCAAGCAAGAAGAAGUACGAAGCAAAGCUUCGUAAGUAUGCAGCUGACGCAGCUCACUGA